UCCCUCCCUCCUUGAUGAGAGUGGUUGCUUCCGUUGCUAUUGGAGAUAGAAAACACUGGGCCAGCCAGACUAGACUCAAAGGCCCCCGAAGAGCCGCAGCUGCACAUGGAAGAGGUGUGCAAGAGCAUGGGAGACGCCAGGGCAAACCCAGAUUCAAAGGCCUGGACACCCAAAAGACAGAAAUCGUGGCAGGACGUCCAAAUCACUGAUCCUGUGGAUGACCAAGGAUUGCUAGUCACCCACGUUAACCAAACGCAGGAUUUAAUGCGGCUGAAGAACACGGAGGUGAUGUUUGCUAAUUUAAAAGCCACCGACGAUUGGAUUCACGUCUACAGCUUGGCAAACUUGCAACUCUCCCUCGAGGAUUUGAUGAAGAAAGGCACUGCUACGUCGGAGGUGGACAAUGCGGUGGAGUUUACCAAAGAGGAGGUCAACAGUUUCGAAUCUCAAUUACAAAUGGCUAUCGAUCUCUAUGACAAGAGGAUGCAUUGGCUUCUCCGAGGUUCCAAGAAGAUCUUUGGUGUUAUUCAAGGAAACAAACUUGGAGUUUUGAUUGAAACAUCCAGUGUAGGUUAUGGAUCCGGAUUGCAAGGACUCCAAAUAGAUCUCUUGGCAUUAAUUAACGAACAGCUGCAUUACAUGAAAAAUCUCUACUUUAUUUCCUUUGGAAGUGAGACCUCAGCCCUGUGGGAGGAACCACGCACAGUCAGUGGGGACCGAUUAAAUGAAGCCAGGCAGUGGGUCCAGGAGCUGGAACCCACCAGAGGCUGUAAUUUGCUAAAAGCUUUAAAGAAAGUCCUGGAGAUGAGAGAACUGGAUUCGCUGGCGAUCAUAGUAGGAAGCUGUCCGGACCAAGCUCCAGAAAUUUUGUCGGAUUACAUCCAACAGUGCUCGGCUGGAAGACGUUUGCUGGUUCACACCGUGGCAUACAACUGCAGCAGCGAGGCACCUCCGGCUGUUGUCAAAAGUUUAGCAGAAGAGGUGAGAGGCCGUUACCAUUGCUACUCGGGAAAAAUGGAGAGUUGUAACAGCACGGAUAUUCACCUGGUUUUUUCCGAGCGGCAGAAAGCCGACAGCUUGCUCAAGAUCGUGAACGAGAUCUACGAGGGCAAGAUGGGUGACUCGCUUUUCAAUUUAGUGACAAACAGUUCGACGGAACGUGUUAAAGCGUCAUCUCUGGUACACCUGUCCAAGCCAUUCCAACAUGAACGCCUCCUUGCAAUCCAGACCCCCAACUUCUUGGCCAAAUCCUCCGCGGAGUGGUUGAAAACCAAUGGAUUGCGAGCCAAGAAACUCAGCCUUUACCAAGUCUUAGCACCCAACGCUUUCUCGCCCGUGGAAGAAUUUGUGCCGGUCCUUCGGAAAACGGUCUCGUCCACUCUGCAUGGGAAAGCCAUGAUGCAGUUUGAAUGGCACAAUGGGACCGUGAAAAAUGUUCACGUCGACCCUCCGAUAUUAUACAAUUACCAGAAGCAACUCAGGCACAUGGUGAAGCUGUACGAGCAACGCAUUGAUUGGCUGUCUCUUUCCAGCAGAAGAAUUUGGGGGACAGUUUGUGAAAAGAGGGUGGUGGUCCUGGUUGACAUCUCCAAAAUGAAUUCGCCUUACAUCUUUCACAUCCAACAUUCUUUACGUCUUUUGCUGGAAGAGCAAAUGGCAAGCAAGGAUCUGUUUAACAUCCUGACCUUUGGAAGCGAUGUCAUGGCUUGGCAACCUGAAAUGGUCCCACCUCAUCCAGACAACUUACAGAGUGCUUGGAGAUGGGUGUUGUGUCUACAUUGUAAGGGCUCCAGAAAUGUUCUGAAGGCCCUCAAAAGAGCCGUGGAGGUGAAUUUCAAAGAUAAAGACAGACACAAAUCUCAAGGCCUGUAUCUGCUGGCGGCUGGAGUGCCUGAUCAGGAGACGCACCUCAUGUCUUCUUACCUGCUUGAAGUCUGUGGGGGCUGUGACCUGCAACUCCACGUCUGCCUCUUCAGCGUUCGCGCUUUUUCGUUUGAAGACGACCUGCCACCACGUUACGCAAGUCCCGAAGAAACCGCCACCGCUUACAAAGACCUGGUCCAGGCCGCCAACGGACGCUUUCAUUGGUUCGGAGAGACAGGUAUCAACGAAAGCGAUGACAUCAGCCUUAUCCUAUCUGAAAUGGAGAAAGCAGUUCAUUACUCGCACAAGUGUGCCAUGUUAGUGGAAUCUUUAAGGCAGAAAUCAGGGAACUUUUCAAGGAACCAGUCAUCUUCUACAACAGAUGACCUCUCAUCACUAAAGAAGGAAGAGAAGAAGACCGGACUUUCAAAAGUACCGUUUCCAAAGCCGACAGCCCUCUCCCUUGCCAGGAUGCACCAAGAUGGCGACAAGAUCGGUAGCCCCAAAGCCCUUUCCUGGCGCCCUCCGAGUAGCAAAGCGGAAAUCCCACCAGUUCAGCCCAUAAAAGAGAUUUUCCUGGCCAGAAGAAAACUGAACCCCAAGGCAAAAAAACAGCUAGUGACGUCAAUCUCUUGGUUGGAUCACAGCCGAGGCAAAAACAUAGAGACGGUUUUCAAAAAGAGCGGGAAUAGGUUGAUCCCUUCGGUGGGGUUGCCAAACGAGGAAGAAAUCUGCUCCACCAAGACGUGGCUCGGCAAAUGCAGCCUGAAAAAGCUAAAAUUAGAUUUGCCCAGUCUCGUUUUUGGACCCGGGAGCAUCCAUCGGAAGGAGAUGGUGGAAUCGUUGCACAAGAAAGUUUCGGCAAAAUAUUGCGACAUUUUCCCAAGUGUAGAAAUGGAAGGGAUGGUGAAGCAUCUGCACCUUCAACCCAAGGAUUUGGAUGACUACAUCGAACAGCUGGAGAGAGUGUUACGAUGCUAUGUCCGAAGACUACAGUGGCUUCUCUCGGGCAGCCGCCGAUUCUUUGGGGUCAUCUUGGAAGCCAACGUUUGCCUUCUCAUUGACACAUCUGGUUCCAUGGAGCACUCCUUGAGUCUGGUUGCCAAAGAGCUCACCUCCCUUAUUUGGGAACAGCUGAGGAAGAAGGCCACCAAGUUCAACCUCAUCGCUUUUGCAGAAGGGGUCCAACUUUGGCAGGAGUGCCUUGUGGAGGCCACGGAUGAAAUGUGCCACCAGGCUGCCCAGUGGGUAUCCCUCUUUCAGGCUCAUGGGAAUACAUCCAUUCUGAAGGCUUUACAGAGAGCGCUUAGUCUGGAAAAUGUCGAAGGCCUGUACAUUUUGACGGAUGGAAAACCUGACACCAGUUGCAGCUUAAUUCUCAAAGAAAUUGAAGCGCUUACGAAGAAUCGCGCUGUUACCAUCCACACCAUUUCUUUCAAUUGCACCGACAGAGUGGCCAACGACUUUCUCAAGAAACUCGCCUUCCAGACCGGUGGACGCUACCAUCGUUGCCAUGGAGAUGUGGACGGACAGUUGGCCGCACACCAGCUGCUUUCGCAAGGCUAUAAAGAUGAGGAGGAUCCUGUUUUCCCCUUGUUCGAAGGUGACGAUUUGAAGAAGCUUGUCGAAGAAAUAGACAAAGCUAGGAAAUACUUAACACAGGCAAAGAUGUUUAGAUCACUUUUAGAUAAAAAGAACACAAAUGACAAGAACCAUCUCCCUUAAUACAGUUGCUUCCAGAUCCAGCAAAGGAGUUCUGUUUUAUUUUUUUCAUAAACCUGCUGCUAUAAUAUCCCCGGUUGGCAAAUCGUCCUUCAUUUCCAUGGGAAUUCUAGAACGAAAACAAAAGAAACUUGAAAAAUCUUUCAACUUUUUGCAUCACCCUUAAUCUCAGUACACCUUUUUUCUCUUCUUCAUCACCACCUCCCCCCACAAACGAUGGAUCCUAGGUGAUCUUGUUAAUCUUUUCAGCUUUGCCAAAUGCGAUAAGUACGGGGUGCUCACAUCACUAUAGUUUUAUAAGUUUGCUUAUGGAGUAAACACUUUUUGAAGGUGAAAGAGGUUGUCUCCAAAAGCUGUUUUUUGGGGGGGGUUUUGGGAUGGGGGAAAACUUCAUUUCCCACAAUUCCCAUCACCUUCUAGAUUUGGGGCUUGCUUGCUUUUCUCAAACUCAUAAAGGAGAGCAAAAUGUAAGAUGAGGUUUCUUCAAAUGGAUUCUCCAAAUUGCUGACCGGAGAUCAACAUUCCCGGAAACAUUUGACGAUAUUGAUUCCAUCAUCCCGCGUCAGACAUCCAGUGGAAAAGAUUAAUGAAAAUAUCUAUGGAGAUUCUCCGUUAUCCUGGUCACAGUUGCCCCAAAGGCGCUUUUUCAAAAGGCAACUGGGCUGUCUUUGUUUUUCCUUGAAGACAUUUUGCUUCGCGUCAAAGAAACUUCUUCAGUUCUUCUUCUGCAUCCAAAAACAUCAGUUCGGUUGUUCUCAUCCAAGAAGCUGUGAAGAACUGAAGAAACUUCUCGGGUGAAAAGCGAAACGCCUUCAAGAAAAAAACCAAGAAAGUCCAAUUGCCUUUUGAAAAAGCAACUUUGGGGUUAGAGAGAACGUGUGUGGCCAAGUACCAAUCUAAGCUGUUAUACUGUGCGGUGCAGCGAAUAAAACAGAACUUGCAAACCCAGAUAUAUGGUACUAUCUAAGAAACAAAAAACUGCAUUUUUAAAAAUUCUGCCAGUGUUCUGCUAGAACUAUACUAUAUACACUACUACUGCUAGAACUAACAUUCUGCUAGAACUAUACUUCUCCUUGAUUAAAAAGGAAGAAUAAAUCCACUGCUCUAUCACCACAUUUCUUUUGGAAAGACAGAGAACAUUUUGAAUGUCAUGAUCCUUUUUGUGUCAAUAAAGUUUG
Messenger RNA from Ahaetulla prasina, 4763 nucleotides. It is a transcript of the gene VWA3A, whose product is annotated as von Willebrand factor A domain containing 3A. Lineage: Eukaryota; Metazoa; Chordata; Lepidosauria; Squamata; Colubridae. The transcript is spliced from 33 exons. The record is from RefSeq and is a predicted model, not a curated record. Bases 106 to 3588 code for a protein of 1160 amino acids.